GCCGCUGGAAACUACAAAUCCCGUGAUGCAUCGGGCUCGGUUGUCUGGCUAGAAUUCGUUCUAGGGAAUUCCGCUGUCUGAGGCCGCCCCUCCUAAAACCUGGCAAUAGUAACCAUUAGCCCUGGAGUGUUCUGCCAUGUUGAAGCAAGCUGUAAGUAAGCUUAUUCGUGGAUCUCUGCACCAAGCUCGCUGGACAAAAUGGUUUCAGAGGGAAUUUCGGCUAGGUCAACUUAUAUCCGUCACCCCACUUCACAAGGACAAGAUCCUUUCUGAUAAAAGAAGUGAGCUGAAGAGACAUUUGAAGGAUGAGAAGCAGCUGAAUCAACCACCUGUCUCCAGUCACUCUGUUGACAAUGGGCUGCCCACUGAUGAGGAGAGCCUGGAUCCACAUCAAUAUUACAAGAUCCGCAGUCAGGCGAUCCAACAGCUGAAGAUCAGUGGAGACAACCCCUACCCACACAAGUUCCAUGUGGACGCUUCACUCAGCCACUUUAUCAAGCAGUACAGUCACUUGCAACCAGGGGACCAUCUGACUGAUGUCACCUUGAGAGUUGCAGGUCGUGUCCAUGCAAAGCGGUCUGCAGGGAAAAAGCUUGUUUUUUAUGAUAUUCGAGGAGAGGGCAGCAAGCUGCAGGUCAAGGCCACAUCCAAGAAUUAUAAAUCAGAAGAAGAAUUUUUUCACAUAAAUAACAAACUUCGACGGGGAGACAUUAUUGGAGUUCAGGGGACUCCAGGGAGGACCAAGAGGGGAGAGCUAAGCAUCAUUCCCUAUGAGAUUACACUCCUGUCACCAUGUCUUCAUAUGUUGCCUCACCUCCAUUUUGGCCUCAAAGACAAGGAAACACGGUAUCGGCAGAGGUACUUAGACUUGAUCCUGAAUGACUUUGUGAGGCAGAAGUUUAUCACCCGCUCCAAGAUAAUUACCUUUAUAAGGAGUUUCCUAGAUGAAUUGGGCUUCCUGGAGAUUGAAACUCCUAUGAUGAACUUCAUCCCAGGAGGAGCUGUUGCCAAACCCUUCAUCACCUACCACAAUGAUCUGGACAUGAACUUGUAUAUGAGAAUUGCUCCAGAGCUCUACCACAAGAUGCUGGUGGUGGGUGGCAUUGACCGAGUUUAUGAAAUUGGACGUCAGUUCAGGAAUGAAGGAAUUGAUUUGACUCACAAUCCUGAAUUCACAACCUGUGAGUUCUACAUGGCAUAUGCAGACUACCAUGAUCUCAUGGAGAUCACUGAAAAGAUGAUAUCAGGAAUGGUGAAGAGCAUUACAGGAAGUUACAAGGUCGUCUAUCAUCCAGAUGGCCCAGAGGGCCAGGCCUACGAUAUUGACUUCACGCCACCCUUCCGCAGAAUCAGCAUGGUGGAAGAGCUUGAGAAAGCUCUUGGAAUGAAGCUUCCUGAAACCAGUCUUUUUGAAACAGAAGAAACUCGUAAGAUUCUCGAUGAUAUCUGUGUGGCGAGAGAUGUGGAGUGUCCCCCUCCCCGGACCACAGCCAGGCUUCUUGACAAGCUUGUAGGUGAGUUCCUGGAAGUGACCUGCAUCAACCCCACCUUCAUCUAUGACCACCCACAAAUAAUGAGCCCACUGGCCAAGUGGCAUCGCUCCAGGGAUGGCCUUUCGGAGCGCUUUGAGCUCUUCGUGAUGAAGAAGGAAAUAUGCAAUGCCUACACGGAGCUGAAUGACCCUGUGCGGCAGCGGCAGCUUUUUGAAGAGCAGGCCAAGGCCAAAGCUGCGGGUGAUGAUGAGGCCAUGAUUAUGGAUGACAGUUUCUGUACUGCCCUAGAGUAUGGGCUCCCACCAACAGCUGGCUGGGGGCUGGGCAUUGACAGACUCGCCAUGCUUCUUACAGACUCCAGUAAUAUUAAGGAGGUUCUUCUCUUUCCUGCCAUGAAACCAGAAAACAAAAAGGUGAAUCCAACAAAUAAUGCUCUUUCAGAAGACCCAUCAGUUGUCACCUUCAGCUAGACAGUAACCUGUGUGUCUUGGCCAACUUUUCUGACUAUCAUUUGUUCAACUUCUGCAACACAGUCCAUUCACCAAGCAAAUAUUAAGCAUUUAGGCUGUUCCAGGAAUUGUGGUGGCUGCUGGGGGUACAAGGACAAGAAUGAAGCUGACCCUUUUCUCAGGGAGAAACUCCAGGGUCCCGCUCUGCCACUUGACAUGUUACUGAAAUAAGACAGCACCAUGAGGACAGCUGGCUGCAUCUUGUUCCCAGUCAAUCAUACCAGUCUCACUGUUCUACUUCAUUUCCCCUUAACCUUGGAAUACCUCCAUUCAGCCAAAUCUAUACUCUAGCAGGGGUGGCUGCUUUCUUAAACUUUACUUGGGACCCAGUGCUGGCAGUGCUCAGAAAAUGGACCUUUUUACUGUAAAGAGCCAUUUGGAGAGUGAAAUGCUACCAUAUUGAGAUUCUUUCAGAAAAUCAGGAACCAUCCAACAGGAGGAUAUAGCAUGGUUGGAGAGAUGACAGGAUUUGGAGGCUCCUGGUUGUGGAUACCCUGUCAGCUCCUUACAAUGGGAGAGUCUCUGGUCCUUCUGUACAACAGCAUUUUUACCCAUCCAUCGACCUUAUCCACUGCGGGUGGAAAGUGCACGGGACCACCAUCAGCAAGACCCGAGUUCAAAUGUGACUUUGGACCCUUCCUCGCUGUGUGACCCUGGCAAGUCACUUCUGUUGGCCAAGAGCGUCUGCCUCCCAGGCUUGUUGGGAGGGUCAAAGAAGAGAAUAUUUGUAGCUCGCUUUGCAAACCCUAAGGGCUAUGGAAAUGCCCCCAUUAUUCUAAACCUCCUCCCUUCUGCCCCCACUCCCACGCCAUGGAGGACCAGGAGGACCCAGAGCAGGAACUCCAGCGCCCCUUAGCCUCCUCUGUGCGCCUGCCUCCCCUCCGGGGAAGGUUCUGGAAGCUAAGGCGCGGGUGCGAGUAGAGCCUGAGACAGGCUUGAUUCAUUAACUCUUGGGAACAUGUUAGUUCACAAAGUGAGGCAUCCCCAAACUGGAUUUGUCUUUUGAUUUCCUGUAAAGAGAUUAUAAAGAGAAAACAAUUGUAUUUCAAAAAAUAAAAUGUGGUGCUUGUGGAUGGAA
Molecule: messenger RNA, 3080 nt
Organism: Gracilinanus agilis (Agile Gracile Mouse Opossum)
Lineage: Eukaryota; Metazoa; Chordata; Mammalia; Didelphimorphia; Didelphidae
Product: lysine--tRNA ligase-like
Exons: 16
Coding region: 137-1963 (608 amino acids)
Biological process (GO): diadenosine tetraphosphate biosynthetic process; positive regulation of macrophage activation; basophil activation involved in immune response
Cellular component (GO): cytoplasm; mitochondrion; aminoacyl-tRNA synthetase multienzyme complex
Molecular function (GO): tRNA binding; ATP binding; lysine-tRNA ligase activity
Source: RefSeq, a predicted model, not a curated record